Caenorhabditis briggsae is the source of this 1194-nucleotide messenger RNA. RefSeq names its product Protein CBR-EAK-7 (gene Cbr-eak-7). Lineage: Eukaryota; Metazoa; Nematoda; Chromadorea; Rhabditida; Rhabditidae. The coding region runs from base 1 to 1194 and encodes 397 amino acids. The transcript is spliced from 4 exons. The record is from RefSeq and is a predicted model, not a curated record.
AUGGGUGCUGAACAGUCCAAGAAGAGAAAGGACUUCAAAAAUAUUAGUGAUGAAGAGUACAAAAGAUUCAUGGACACCUACAAAAAAGCCACUAGCGGAAGAAGUAAGAUGACACGAGAAGAGUUUACGCCAACCUACACUAUCAUCGGCGAGUUCAACGUCCAGUGCUACUACCGCUUGGUAAAACUCGAGCCAUCUGGGCUGCUCCAAGCGAAAACAUUCCUCAAAAUCAUUGAUGAUGGACUGGGUCAUUUUGACUCUCUCGCCAAAGCACUGAAAAUAACUUUUGGUGAUCAAAAAGAACCGAUAAUGAGAAAUGUCGUCAAAAUCUUCUGCGAUUCCAAUAAAUUCACUCGGGAAGACCAGGUUCGCCUGUAUGACUACUUCGAAGGAGAGAACAAUCGACCAGUGGAGGAACUAGAGCACUUCUUCUCCUCGUGUCCCCUCUUCCCAUACUGUGCUGCUUUCAUAUACCAGAAGCUCAUCGAACGCCAAGGAGACUCGAAAAUGCCAGUUCUCUCGGAUAAAUCAAUCUUGCUGGGAAAUGUAGACCAGCUAAUUUUGAACUCGCACUUGCCAUUCGACCGACGAAAAAAUUGGACGAUGUUGUUUUCGAAUCAGCGUGAUGGGAACAGCUUUUCGCAAUUACUUAGGAAGGUCAAUGGAGAGGGACCGUGCUUCAUUGUGGUUCGAACAAUGAGAGGACGCAGAUUCGGAUUUUUCGCUUCUCAUGGUUUGCUCGCUGGUCCUCAAUACCGUGGUACCGCUGAGUGCUUCCUGUUCCAACUGGCACCCGUACUUGCUGUCUACAACGCCACUGGAAGAACCGACAAUUACGCCUAUCUCAACUACCAGCAACAAUCUCUUCCAAACGGACUCGGCAUAGGUGGCGCCGAAGAUGUCUGGCCAUUCUUCAUUCACGAAAGUUUCGAAGGAGGACUAUGCCAGAAAAACUCUAGCGCUUUCGAUCAGUGCUGGCUGGCUGAGGAAGAACACUUCAAGAUCAAACACUUAGAAGUGUGGAGACCUGGAGAUAAGCCAGCGAAAUCUUUCGAAGAGCAGCUUCUGGAAGCGGAAAGAUCUCCAGAGAAAUCCAUCAUCGACAAGGAUCCAGAGGCACGCGCUGUGCUCGAAAUGGCAGGGAAAUCAAUGCAUUCUGAGGCAUAUCGUGAUCCAGCUCCACUCCUCGAUUAA